This is a messenger RNA of Amoebophrya sp. A25, 240 nucleotides long. The record is from the annotation of a GenBank genome assembly. Lineage: Eukaryota; Dinophyceae; Syndiniales; Amoebophryaceae.
GACAGCACUGCGCUCGAGCGCACAGCGCUGCUCAUAACGCCCGUCGGUUAUCAGGCUUCGCGAAUGGGCAAGGGCGCAACGCGCAUACCUGGGACACUGGCGCCGGUCGACUUAGUGUCAGGUGCAGCAGUGGCAAAAGCACAAUCUCAGAACAAAAUUCAUGAUAAUAUGCACAUGGAACAAGAUUUCGUACCCGUAGACCCGAUUGCGGAACUAGCCAUGAACAAGCGCAUACGGGAG